UGAGCCACCCAGGCGCCCUAGUCUUCCUCUUAAUUGAUCUCUUGGCAGCAUUUGGCACCGUCACCAUCCUUCCUUCUGAAAUUUUUUCUCCCCACGACUGAGUUUCUCUUCCUCUGCCUCUUGCUGAUUUCCUUCUCCUUUGCAGGGCUUUCGUCACCUGCCCCUUUGGUGGCCCUGGGAGUUCCAUCAUGGACCUCUUCUCACUCCACACAUUCUGCCUUGCUGGUUGCGCCCUCUCCCAAGGCCUGAAGAACUCUAUAUUAAACGAUGACCAGAUCUCUGCAGCCCAGAUUUCUCUCUGAGGCUUAGACUCAUGUGCCCCCACCCCUGCUCCUUCUCUCAUUUUGGAGUGUGUGCACAUGCUAUUCACUCUGCUUGGAAUGUUCCCUCCCUGGCCACCUCAGCUCAUCUGUCUGAGCCCUCCAUGCUGCUGCUGCAGCAAGGAUCUUUCUCUGUAAGCCCUCACUGUUGGAGCAAGCUCCGGGUUCCAGUUAGAUGCCUCUCCCAUAUGCCCCCCCACCCUUCUUAACCCUUGUCACACCACAGUACGGUCUGCUUCUCUGCCUCUCUCUCCCAGGAAGCUGUAAACUCCUUGAGGUCAGAGACUGUCUGCCCCCUCAUGCCCAGUCUCUACUGUAGUGUCUGAUGGUAUCUGGCAUAUAUUAGGUCUUUAAUAAAUCUUAGAUGAGUAAAUAAAAGAAGGAAUGACUAAUAGUGUUUAUUGUUGCCGAGAAGUCAACUAAGAGAAGUACUAAAGAAUACUGGCAUUGGGCACCAGGAGGUCGUCUAACGCCACAUGAUUCAUGUCAGCCGAGGGCAAUCGUAGAGAAAUGGAAUGGAACACGUGGGAGGUGAAAGAAUAGGAACAGCCAGAGCCUUGAAAAGGGUCACUGUGAGGUGGGAAAUGGGGAGUGGUUUAGUGGAAUAGGGUGAGGUUUUGUGUUUCCGAUAUUUCUAAAUGGGGGACAGUAACCUGAACACAUCUGAAGUUUCCUGGGCAGGGGCUGUCAAGAGGGAGCGUUGGAGAAACAGUGGAGAUGGGGGUACUGGUAUCAAGAGGUUCCAGAGAAAGCAGAAGGACACGGGCAUUGACCCGGAGCACAGCGAGACAGCGAGAGGAUUGCCGAGUGUUCUCAGGAAGAGAAGUGGAGGGCCUUCCAGGUGGAAGGAUCAACAGGAAGGGGUGGAGAGGAGGAAGGACUGGUGUACUUAAGGACUGACCCUUAGAUGGUAGGGUGAAGGCGCUGGCCCAGUACUUCAGUCUGUGCAGGGCCUUAAAUGCCCCAUUCACAAGUGUGCGCCCAGUCCCAGAGGCAGUGGGGGAGCCCAUCCUUGCUGUUUCCCAUCUUACAGACCGUCACCUUGGCCAGCAUUCCCCAGAUCGGGAUCACCAGCAAUGUCCCAGGACGGGAGCAUUUCCAUGGCUCCCGGGCCUCUGGGAGAUGCUCAGACAGGGCCUGGUUUGACUCCCCGCAUGGCCACUUUCCUGCUCGGAACUGAGGACAAUGAUAAGUGAUGGCUCCCCUCCUUCUCCCAGAGCCCAGAUGCCCGUCCAGCCUCCAAGCAAAGACACAGAAGAGAUGGAAGCAGAGGGCGAUUCGGCUGCCGAGAUGAAUGGGGAGGAGGAAGAGAGUGAGGAGGAGCGGAGCGGCAGCCAGACUGAGUCAGAGGAGGAGAGCUCAGAGAUGGACGAUGAGGACUACGAGCGGCGUCGCAGUGAGUGCGUCAACGAGAUGCUGGACCUGGAGAAGCAGUUCUCGGAGCUAAAGGAGAAGUUGUUCAGGGAACGGCUGAGUCAGCUGAGGGUGCGGCUGGAGGAAGUGGGGGCUGAGAGAGCACCUGAGUACACAGAGCCUCUGGGGGGGCUGCAGCGGAGCCUCAAGAUCCGCAUUCAGGUGGCAGGGAUCUACAAGGGCUUCUGUCUGGACGUGAUCCGGAACAAGUACGAGUGUGAGCUGCAGGGAGCCAAACAGCACCUGGAGAGUGAGAAGCUGCUGCUCUACGACACCCUGCAGGGGGAGCUGCAGGAGCGGAUCCAGAGGCUGGAGGAGGACCGCCAGAGCCUGGACAUCAGCUCUGAGUGGUGGGAUGACAAACUGCACGCCAGAAGCAGCGCAAAGACCUGGGACUCCCUGCCAGCCAGCAAGAGGAAGAAGGCUCCUCUCGUUUCUGGUCCUUAUAUCGUGUACAUGCUGCAGGAGAUCGACAUCCUGGAGGACUGGACGGCUAUCAAAAAGGCCAGGGCAGCUGUGUCCCCUCAGAAGAGAAAAGCAGAUGGACCAUGACCAUGCUGUUCAGAGCCAAGGGGCCCCUCGGGGCAGCUGUCAGCAAAGCCAGGAUUCGCAUUUUCCUGCUGUGGGAAGGCAGACUGACAAGCCCCUCGGGGUCUGUCCAGCCAGCUCCCCGGUGCUGCUGCUGGACCUUCCCCUCCAGCCGUCGCUGGUCCGGACCCCUCUGCCCUCCUCGGGGGCCUGCACAGCUGUGGCCCAGAGCUGCCCUAGCCAGGCAAGACUGUCUCCUCCAUCCCCAGUGAGCGCACCACCUCCCCCUCCCAAAGGGCAGCCUCCUUGGUGCCCUCCUAGACAAAGAAGAUGUGGCUCAUCUUAAGCCAAAGCAACAUCCUUCCUGCUGUCCUUGGACCAGUUGCUGAGCCAGUGAGCUGGGCCCCACUCUGUGGGAACUCUGAGCCAGACAUUAUAUUUUGGGGGCCUGUCUCUCCUGGCUGUUGUUGGAGGUGAGAAGGCAGGCUCCCCGGGUCUUCUCAAGGAGGUUCUUGGUGUCUCCCAGAUUGCAGGGACUGGAAUUAAAAUCUCUCCUGGGACUCU
This is a messenger RNA of Leptonychotes weddellii (Weddell seal), 2825 nucleotides long. The record is from RefSeq and is a predicted model, not a curated record. NCBI's taxonomy places the organism in Eukaryota, Metazoa, Chordata, Mammalia, Carnivora, Phocidae.